Molecule: messenger RNA, 3471 nt
Organism: Pteropus alecto (black flying fox)
Lineage: Eukaryota; Metazoa; Chordata; Mammalia; Chiroptera; Pteropodidae
Gene: SYN2
Product: synapsin II
Exons: 11
Coding region: 229-1173 (314 amino acids)
Biological process (GO): neurotransmitter secretion
Cellular component (GO): synaptic vesicle membrane; synaptic vesicle
Molecular function (GO): ATP binding
Source: RefSeq, a predicted model, not a curated record
GCCGUGAAGCAGACGGCCGCCUCGGCUGGCCUGGUGGGGGGGCCCGCGCCCGCGCCCGCCGCUGCCAGGAAGGCCAAGGUUCUGCUCGUCGUCGACGAGCCGCACACCGACUGGGCCAAGUGCUUUCGGGGCAAAAAAGUCCUUGGAGAUUAUGAUAUUAAAGUGGAACAGGCAGAAUUUUCAGAGCUCAACCUGGUGGCCCAUGCAGAUGGGACCUAUGCUGUGGAUAUGCAGGUGCUCCGGAAUGGCACAAAAGUUGUCCGGUCCUUCCGGCCAGACUUUGUGCUCAUCCGGCAGCAUGCAUUCGGCAUGGCAGAGAAUGAGGACUUCCGUCACCUGAUCAUUGGCAUGCAGUACGCAGGCCUCCCCAGCAUCAACUCACUGGAAUCCAUUUACAACUUCUGUGACAAACCAUGGGUGUUUGCCCAGCUGGUCACCAUCUACAAGACACUGGGAGGAGAAAAGUUCCCACUCAUUGAGCAGACAUACUACCCCAACCACAAAGAGAUGCUAACACUGCCCACAUUCCCUGUGGUGGUGAAGAUUGGCCAUGCUCACUCGGGCAUGGGCAAGGUCAAGGUGGAAAACCACUAUGACUUCCAGGACAUUGCUAGCGUGGUGGCCCUCACCCAGACCUACGCCACAGCAGAGCCUUUCAUUGAUGCCAAGUAUGACAUCCGGGUCCAGAAGAUAGGCAACAACUACAAGGCUUACAUGAGGACGUCGAUCUCAGGGAACUGGAAGACAAACACUGGCUCUGCAAUGCUGGAGCAAAUCGCCAUGUCAGACAGGUACAAGCUAUGGGUAGAUACCUGCUCUGAAAUGUUUGGUGGCCUGGACAUCUGUGCUGUCAAGGCUGUACAUGGCAAAGAUGGGAAAGACUACAUUUUUGAGGUCAUGGACUGCAGUAUGCCACUGAUAGGGGAACACCAGGUGGAGGACAGACAACUCAUCACUGAACUAGUCAUCAGCAAGAUGAACCAGCUGCUAUCCAGGACCCCUGUCCUGUCUCCUCAGAGACCCUUAACCACCCAGCAGCCACAGAGUGGAACACUUAAGGAUCCGGACUCCAGCAAGACCCCACCUCAGCGUCCACCCCCCCAAGGUUGUUUACAGUAUAUUCUCGACUGUAAUGGCAUUGCAGUAGGGCCAAAACAAGUCCAAGCUUCUUAAAGUGAUUGGUAGUUAAUUUUUCAAAGCAGAAAUUUUAAGCCAAAAACAUUUAAGGAAAGAAAGGAAAGCGGGGAGGGGAGCAACAGACCCUCCCAUUGGUGCCGUUUCUGUGCUUUUUCAAUGCUGACUGGACUGUGUUUUUCCUAUGCAGUGUCAGCUCCUCUGUCUGGUUGUUUACCUGUUCCUGUUCGUGCUUGUAAUGCUCACUUAUGUUUCUCUGUAUAACUCGUGAUUCCAGGGCUGUUUGUCAACAGUAUACAAAAGAAUUGUGCCUCUCCCAAGUCCAGUGUGACUGUAUCUUCUGGGUGGUUUGAUAGUAUUUUUUAAAGAUUACACAAUGUGGGGUGAAACAGGAAUAGGGGCUGGACAGGGGAGAAACAAAGACCACAAAAACAAAACCCAACUCCUCUCCUGCUCCCCUCAUCCCAGGCUCAGAUUAAACCACCCCCCACCUCCUGCUUACCUCCAUGAAUGUGCUUGGGAUCUUCAAUGAACUGUGCUUUUUGCUUCCUUUCUGCAUGACUAGGGUAAAUAGAUAGAAGUUUAAGAGAUUUUCAAGGUCUAAUUUCCAUAGCUUCAUCCAUUGAAUCUGAAGUCAUCUACCUUUUUCUCCAUUUGCUAAAAUGUGGUGCAGUUUGAGUUUAUGUGAAUCGGCUGGCUGUGCCUGUAAAGUUCUUGUGUUUUUAGUGAUUACGUGAAAUACAAAGAACAAGCUAUUUGCAGGAAUGUGUUCUGUAUUUUACAUCCCAGUGUACCCUUCAUUUUUAUUAUGAACUAAUUAGCUAUGAGAUUAGACAAAAAAAAUGGGGCCGCUGAUGUGCAAUAUCAAUCAAAGUGAACUUGUAUUUUCUAUGUUGAUCUCAGUCCCCUUAAGUUGUUUCUUCUUUGUUGCUGUUUCUGAAUUGGCCAUGUGUGCGCUUCUGUAGAACUGAGGCUUCUUCACAGUCCCCAAAGCUUGACCUGUGUACAGAGAUGAUCUUUAGCAGUUUUAGAUAUAGAAUGCAGGGAGCUACUGAAAGUCUGGGAAGGAUUCAGCCAUUUUGCUCUUGGCCUCUCCUGAGGCAUCAUAACACAAGAUCAAAUCAAAAAUGUCCCAUUUCACUUGAGUGGGUACACUGCCUGCAGAACCCUUAAGUGGACUCCGGCUUUAGUUUUCAGCUGUUCUAAGAGCCCUCUGGAGUCCAGAUAAUGAAGAGCUUUAUCUUUUCUGGGAAAAACUGUCUCAGAUUUCAGCUUGGUUGUAUUUGGGGCAGAGGCAGCACAGCCGUGGUUCUUAAAGAACCCUCACCAGUUUGUUCUCUUUCCUUCUGGUAGUGAUGAGGUAGUUAAUUAAACCAGACCUUUGGUUCAGUGCCUCAUCUUGCCACCUCCUGGCCACACUGGGAAUGGGCACCAACUCCCUCCUCUAGCACCACGGUCCAUGGAAGUUCAUGCCAGCAGUUUUAGAAGAAAUGCUUCUGGCUCUACUUUUACAUUCUCUCUCAUUUCUAUACUAAUAUGUCACUGUUCUGGAUUAUCAGGUUUGAGGAAUAACUAGUGUUGGUAGUAUGUAACAUGAUUUGUGUGUCAAGGGGCACUGCCCUGGUUUCUCCUUUGGUUGCUGGCAAAUUCUGAAGCUAUAGGGAAAUGCACAGAAAGUGAAUGUUGUCUGUGAUCCUCCUUUAGAUGAUGAUGGCAGUCAAUCUGUAAAUAAAUAUAUAUAUAUAUACACAUAUAUAUAUUUACAUACUUCCAGGUGGGUUACAUAAGAAUCAGGUCCUUAAAUACCUCCCAAUUCGAUUAAAUGAUAGAAGGGAAUAAAGCAACAUUUUCUAGAAUGAAGAAACACAUUUUAUUUAUUUUUAUUUUUAUUUUUUGUCCAAGUGGUGAGCUGAUGGUAGUGUUGCUUCUCUGCAUGUUAUCAGUGUGAACAUCUAGGUGCUUUUCAUGUGACAUUUGUGAACCGCAAAUACAAUCUUUCCAUUUGAAUUCAGUCAGGCUCCAGGGUGGUAUCAGCCAAGGUCUCUCAGGUGGGGAAGAAACUGCCAAAAACAAACAGACAGUGUACCCUGACUGUCAUAUGCCCUCAGGCAGCAUGCUAAAGGACAAUUCUAUGUCCUGGGGGACAUCCAUGUCACAGUAUAGGAUUGCCAUUCAGGUGUUUUGUACCCAUUUCUUUUCUGAUGUUGUCCCCUUUUUUUGUACCGAUCCAGCUGGGAGAAACUCAGCCAAUGCUGGAAGUGUGAUUGAAGUACCUCUCUUUUGUGACUCUCUUGUACAGCUUAAUGUGCAAUAAAGGAAAAGUUAUAUCUGUCUUCA